GAGAAUAACGUCGGGUCGGGUCAGCGGGCGCUGCAGCAGACGCCGCAGCGGUGAUGGGAGCGGUGGGGACGAGGCGGCAGCGGCGGUGGCAGAAGGAGGAGCAGGACCGGAGCCCUCUGCCCGAAAUCCCUGCGUCCGCCAAGACCCAGUUUAAAUGGAAACCACCCUUGGGAACUGGAUGCCUGUGUAGCUGUUCUGUCACAUCAGUGAAUUGCAAUGAGUGGGGGAGGAGAGCAGCCGGAUAUCCUCAGUGUUGGAAUCCUGGUCAAAGAAAGAUGGAAAGUGUUGAGGAAGAUUGGGGGUGGGGGCUUUGGAGAAAUUUACGAUGCUUUGGACAUGCUCACCAGGGAAAAUGUUGCAUUGAAAGUGGAGUCAGCUCAACAACCAAAACAAGUCUUAAAAAUGGAGGUUGCUGUAUUGAAAAAAUUACAAGGGAAAGACCAUGUUUGUAGAUUUAUUGGCUGUGGGAGGAAUGAUCGAUUCAACUAUGUGGUCAUGCAAUUGCAGGGUCGUAAUCUGGCGGAUCUACGCCGCAGUCAGUCCCGGGGCACAUUCACUAUUAGCACUACUCUUCGACUGGGCAAACAGAUUCUAGAAUCUAUUGAAAGCAUUCAUUCUGUGGGAUUCUUACACCGAGACAUCAAACCGUCGAACUUUGCUAUGGGUCGCUUUCCUAGUACAUGUAGGAAAUGUUAUAUGCUUGAUUUUGGCUUGGCUCGACAAUUUACCAAUUCCUGUGGUGACGUCAGACCACCUCGAGCUGUGGCAGGUUUCCGAGGGACGGUUCGUUAUGCAUCAAUCAAUGCUCAUCGGAACAGGGAAAUGGGAAGACAUGAUGACCUCUGGUCCUUAUUCUACAUGUUGGUGGAAUUUGUAGUUGGUCAACUGCCUUGGAGAAAAAUAAAGGACAAGGAACAAGUAGGCUCUAUUAAAGAGAGAUAUGACCACAGGCUCAUGUUGAAACAUCUCCCUCCAGAAUUCAGCAUCUUUCUGGACCAUAUAUCAUCACUAGAUUAUUUUACAAAACCAGACUACCAGCUUCUUACAUCCGUGUUUGACAACAGCAUCAAGACCUUUGGUGUAAUUGAGAGUGACCCUUUUGACUGGGAGAAGACAGGAACUGAUGGCUCUCUAACAACCACUACCACUUCUACAACUCCUCAGUUACACACCCGCUUGACGCCUGCUGCAAUCGGAAUUGCCAAUGCCACUCCCAUUCCAGGAGACUUACUUCGAGAAAACACAGAUGAGGUGUUUCCAGAUGAGCAGCUUAGUGAUGGAGAGAAUGGCAGCCCUGUUGGUGUAUCACCAGAUAAAUUGCCUGGAUCUCUAGGACAUCCUCGUCCCCAGGAGAAGGAUGUCUGGGAAGAGAUGGACGCCAACAGGAAUAAGAUAAAGCUUGGGGUUUGUAAGGCUACUACAGAAGAGGAAAACAGCCAUGGUCAAGGAAAUGGUAUACUGAAUGCUCCAAGCCUGGGUUCACCCAUUAGGGUCCGCUCAGAGAUUACUCAGCCCGACAGAGAUGUUCCAUUGGUGCGAAAGUUACGUUCCAUCCAUAGCUUUGAGCUGGAAAAACGUCUGACACUGGAGCCAAAGCCAGACACUGACAAGUUUCUUGAGGCCUGCCUGGAGAAGAUACAGAAAGAUUCCAGUGCAGGAAAGGAAUCUACUCUCCCUGCUCUGCUUCAUAAGCCUUGUGUUCCUGCUGUAUCCCGUACUGACCACAUCUGGCAUUAUGAUGAAGAAUACCUUCCAGAUGCUUCUAAACCUGCUUCUGCCAAUACCCCGGAGCAGGUAGAUGGUGGUGGCAGUAAUGGAUUUAUAGCAGUCAACCUGAGCUCCUGCAAGCAGGAAAUCGAUUCCAAAGAAUGGGUGAUUGUGGAUAAGGAGCAAGACCUUCGAGAUUUUAGGACAAAUGAGGCUUUAGGGCAUAAAACUACUGGAAGCCCUUCUGAUGAGGAACCUGAAGUACUUCAAGUCCUGGAGGAAUCGCCUCAAGAUGAAAAGCUCAGAUUAGGUUCUUGGAUAGAAAAUGAUCAUUUAAAGAAGAAAAACUCAGGUGUACUCUUAGCACUUUCUGGAGAGUGCCCUGCCACUGCUGUUUCAGAACAAUAUACAGAUAGGUUGGAAUUCCAGGCUGGAACUAUGAGUCAGUUUAUUGCAGCAACAUCCACAAGUCCAAUGGAGGCACAAGCAGAAGGACCCCUUACAGCGAUUACAAUUCCUAGACCUUCUGUGGCAUCUACACAAUCAACUUCAGGGAGCUUUCACUAUGGCCAGCAUCCAGAAAAGAAAGAUAUUCAGCCGAUGGAGCCCACUGUGGAACUUUAUUCUCCAAGGGAGAAUUUCUCUGGAUUAGUUGUGACAGAGGGUGAGCCUGCUAGUGGAGGAAGCAGAACAGACUUGGGGCUUCAGUUAGAUCAUAUUGGUCAUGACACGUUACCCAAGGAAGUUCUUACUACAGAAUGUGAUAAAUCCCAAGACCUGGGACAAAGAAACCUCCUUUCUGACCAUAGCAGACUGGUUGUGAGAGAAUUUGAGAAUCUCCCUGGAGAAACUGAAGAAAAAUGUAUUCUUCUAGGGUCAGAUAAUGAAGAUGAGAAGUUAAGUAAAAGACAGUGUUGUAUUGAGAUAUCUCCUCUCCCAGGAGAUUUAAUAACUAUGGAAAAGGAUCACGCAGAUACUACUGGGCCUCUCGAUAUGACAAAGACACAGACUUUUAGUGUGGUGCCAAAUCAAGACAAAAAUCAAGAGAUAAUGAGGCUUCUGGCAAUUGGAACUUCAGAAAUUUCUCCAAGAGUCAUUGACUCACAUGUUGAAGUACAGAUAGGACAGGUGGCAGCAAUGCGAAAAAACAAGCUAUCUAAGGAUGAUGACAUCAAGAGUGAAGACUUGCCAGGUCAUCAAGGAGACCUCUCUAAUUUUUUGCACCAAGAGGGUAAAAGAGAAAAAAAUGUUCCUAAAAAUGGAGAACUGUUUCAUUGUGUUUCAGAGAAUGACCAUUGUCCCCCAUCCCGGAAGGAUGUGGCUAGGUCAUCCUUUGUAAUGAGACACAGCCGAAUUCCUGUUUUAGCACAAGAGAUAGAUUCAACUUUUGAAUCAUCUUCUCCAGUCUCUGCAAAAGAAAAGCUCCUCCAAAAAAAAGCUCAUCAACCAGAUCUAGUCAAACUUCUGGUGGAAAAAAGGCAACUCAAGUCUUUCCUUGGUGACCUCUCAAGUGCCUCUGAUAAAUUACUAGGGGAGAAACUAGCUACUGUUUCUACUUCCUUUUCUGAGGAAGAAGUCUUCACUCCUUUUUCAAGACUGGCAGUAGACUCUCACCUGAGCAGGUCAGCCGAAGACAGCUUUCUGACACCCAUCAUCUCCCAGUCCAGAAAGAGCAAAAUUCCAAGGCCAGUUUCAUGGGCCAAUACAGAUCAAGUCAGUAGCUCAACGUCAUCUCAGUUCUUACCUCGACCACCACCAGGAAAGCCACCAACUAGGCCUGGAGUAGAAGCCAGGCUACGCAGAUAUAAAGUCCUAGGGAGUAGCAAUUCCGACUCAGACCUUUUCUCCCGCCUGGCCCAAAUUCUUCAAAAUGGAUCUCAGAAACCCCGGAGCGCUACUCAGUGCAAGAGCCCAGGAUCCCCUCACAAUCCCAAAACACCACCCAAGAGUCCAGUUAUCCCUCGUCGAAGUCCCAGUGCCUCUCCUCGCAGCUCUUCCUUGCCUCGCACGUCUAGUUCCUCUCCAUCUAGGGCUGGGCGGCCCCACCAUGACCAGAGGAGUUCAUCCCCACAUCUGGGGAGAAGCAAGUCACCUCCAAGCCACUCAGGCUCUUCCUCCUCCAGGAGGUCCUGCCAACAGGAGCAUGGCAAACCCAGCAAGAAUGGCCUGAAAGGAUCUGGCAGCCUCCACCACCACUCGGCCAGCACUAAAACCCCGCCAGGGAAGAGUAAGUCAGCCAGUAAACUCAGCAGAUAGGAGCCGGGCUGCAUCCCUAGGAAAGGUGUGAGAUCUUCCUCCUAAACCUGAUGCAUGUUGUAUCCCUGUACUGUCUAUUUAAAAAAAAUCAGUGUUGAUCUUCAUUUGCAAAAAAAAAA
Chrysochloris asiatica (Cape golden mole) is the source of this 4082-nucleotide messenger RNA. RefSeq names its product tau tubulin kinase 2 (gene TTBK2). Gene Ontology annotation, cellular component: ciliary basal body; ciliary transition zone; cytoplasm. NCBI's taxonomy places the organism in Eukaryota, Metazoa, Chordata, Mammalia, Afrosoricida, Chrysochloridae. Gene Ontology annotation, biological process: signal transduction; peptidyl-serine phosphorylation; cilium assembly. The record is from RefSeq and is a predicted model, not a curated record. Gene Ontology annotation, molecular function: ATP binding; protein serine/threonine kinase activity. The transcript is spliced from 16 exons. The coding region runs from base 217 to 3963 and encodes 1248 amino acids.